GUUUCCAAGAUGGCCAAUGCAGCCUCAGUCUUACGGGGCGGUGCAAGAAGGGGCGGCCAAGGACUGCAGACAGGAUGUUGCGGACAGCUCUGAGCCGCGUGCCCAUACUACUCCGUAGUAUACGGACCCGGAAUCCUGGCCCGGGGCGGCUUUGGGAUUCAGAGGCUCGCCUGAGGACCGCGGAGAGACAACGGGGCUGGUCCUGGGGCUGGCGUAGCUCGAGCUCCGCGCAGGGAUCGGGGCCUGUGGCAGCGCUGGGGCGGGUGGAGGCGGACCGCUACCAGCUCGUCUACACCUGCAAGGUCUGUGGGACUCGGUCAUCCAAGCACAUCUCCAAGUUGGCCUAUCACCAAGGUGUGGUCAUUGUUACCUGCCCUGGCUGCCAGAACCACCACAUCAUCGCUGACAACCUAGGCUGGUUCUCUGACCUGAAGGGGAAGAGGAACAUUGAAGAGAUCCUAGCAGCCAGAGGAGAGGAGGUUCGCCGAGUGCUUGGCGAGGGUGCCCUGGAACUGCUUCUAGAGGCUGCUGAGCCACCUGCCACCUCAGAAGGGGGUGAGGAUCCUACCCUUACCGGCAAAAUUGAACAGAGCUGACUUGGACACUCUGCGGCUGUGGACUCUAGCCCCCCAAAAGUUUCACCCACCUGGAACCUGUCAGGCCCGGCCUGUUCCUUGUCAGUAAACAGCCGUCACCUCUA
Messenger RNA from Phodopus roborovskii (desert hamster), 700 nucleotides. RefSeq names its product DNL-type zinc finger (gene Dnlz). Gene Ontology annotation, biological process: protein stabilization; protein folding; protein import into mitochondrial matrix. Gene Ontology annotation, cellular component: mitochondrion. Bases 75 to 596 code for a protein of 173 amino acids. Lineage: Eukaryota; Metazoa; Chordata; Mammalia; Rodentia; Cricetidae. The record is from RefSeq and is a predicted model, not a curated record. The transcript has 3 exons. Gene Ontology annotation, molecular function: protein-folding chaperone binding; zinc ion binding.